This is a messenger RNA of Pocillopora meandrina, 14791 nucleotides long. NCBI's taxonomy places the organism in Eukaryota, Metazoa, Cnidaria, Anthozoa, Scleractinia, Pocilloporidae. The record is from the annotation of a GenBank genome assembly.
AUGGGUCCACGUUGUUUUUUUUACUCACCAACAAUAAAGACUUUCUCGGUGGUAUCUACAGGAAAACUGAAAAUGACCUCGUCGUCUGAAAUAAGCAGUGACGAGCAGGCAAAAUUACCCUCUUUAUCCAACACCAUGCAUCCUUUUCUCACACCAAAACUGAAGAUAUACUCGCUUAAAAGAAGCAGCGACGUGCAUACGGAAUCAACCCCUUUCUCCAGCAACAUGCAGCCCUUUUUAAAAGUAACACUGAAGAUAACCCCGUGCAAAGGAAGCAGAAACGGGCAGAUGGAGUCGGCCCCUCUCUCCAGCACCGUGGAGCCCUUACUCUCACUCAUUAACUUGACGGGAUCUCGAGGUAAAUGUAUGACAUUUUACUGACUUCUGUCUUUCAAUUGAAAGCAUUUACUCUACAAUUGCAAACCAAGAACAAGAGGUUACGUGGUUGUUAAGUCUACAAUGAUAACCCUGUGCUCGUAAAGGAUACUCCAUGUCUUCUGCUUUGUUCUCAUUAGACUUCUGUAUAAACUUUUUUCACGGUAAAAGUGAAAUACAGAAAUCGGAAUCGAAAAAGAAAGCUUAAAAUGUUUUGUAUGAUUGAUGUAUGGUUUUUCUUUGCAUGACUGUUAUGUCUCUAUGUAUUAUGUUGUUGAAACGCUGUCGCUAAGAACGGAAAAUAAUGGUUUUAUUCUAGGGAAAAUCAGCAGCAUAAAAAACAGUGUCAUCAGCAACAAUCAUUAAAACUUAGAGUUCGAAGCUCUUUUUUUUAGGCUUGCAUCUUCACCUACCUGGUUUAUAUAAUUCAGCAAAAUCAAACCUAAUUUUUUCACCUGUCAAUGACUUUUGCCAGGCCUGCAGUCAUCCACUGUGACUCCUUCGCUCUUGAUGAACUCAUUAUCCAAACCAUCGAAUGAAGCCAAUAAAAGUAAACGUCAGUCAAUAGCUAUAGAAAAAGGUUCCCCUUCUAUUCAAGGUGAGCUACAUCUAUGAAUAGUUUCGUGUGUAUUUAAGACUAUUGACUACAUUUGUCUACUGCUGACAAACGCAAUUGAAGAAUUAUUGAGCUAGGCAAAAAUCAAAAUGGCGCUGAUGUGGCACCCCAUCUAGCACAUGGAUUAAUCUCGAUGUUACUUAAAAAUAAGUAACAUUAACAGCAACAACAAGAACUACAGUCUUAAAAACAGGGUUCGAAGCUCGUUUAUUUUGAGGCUUGGAUUUACACCUACCUGAAUUUCAAAAAUGUAAUCAUACCGUUAAUAGUUCUCUCUCUUUGCAGGUCUGCAGUCAUCCACUGUGACGCCUUUGCUCUUGGUUAACUCAUUAUUCAAACCAUCGACUGAAAUCAGUAACGAUAAACCUCCGUCUCAAGCAUUAGAAAAAGUUUACCCUUCUACUCAAGGUCGGUUACGUCUCUAAAUAUUUUUUUAGUGCAUUGAAGUGGAUACAGCAGCAAAAUCAGUGCGCAUGCUCAUAACCCGCAGAAAAGUUUCCGUGUGCAAAAGAAUGGGAAUUAUAAUAUUUCUAUAGUAACCCUAGGCGGGAAAAUACUACCAUUUUUAAAAUUUCCAUUUUCAUUUUGCGAAAACGAGCUCAAACCAAAACAGAUAAGGUUGCCGUUUUCAGAAAAGUUUCCCUGGAAACUCCACUGUCACAUAUUUCACUCAACAAAAACAAAUGUUGCAUUAACAACUGUGAAUUUAGGGACUGAAAUAGAGCAUCCGUGAGAUGGCUAUGAAUUUCGUAGCGACUGCUAUCCUGUCAGGGUGAAUUCAAGACUGCUUGCGAUGAACUUUAAUUAAGAGAACGCUGCUUGUCCUUCAGACCUUUCCAUGAGAGCAAACUCCAUUAUAGGGUAUAUUAUUGCAGUUUCUCCAGUGGGGAGAGUUGUUAAAAACUGAAAAUUCGAGUUUGGUGUUUCCAAUAGCAGGAAGAAAUCAGAAUCAAGUUUGAUAUUAGGGAAAGACUCCAUGUUAAGAUUUUUAACGUUUAAUUAGAUCUCGAUCGUGUAGUCUUGGCUAGAUUAAGUGACAAAGGCUAUCGGAAAGACUUUAAUACGUUAAGUCUCAUCUAAGUAACUCACAAUCAGUGUUUAAUCCUGCCAUAUUCGUAUGUAGGAGUGACCUUUAGCACAUCCAUAUCAAUACCAAGUACAGGAAAACAAGAAAACUGCUUUAGCUGUAUAACAAUGAAAAAUGGAUCCUGUCGGUCUUACUGUGUGUAUGUGGACAAAAACUAUCAUGGAGUGGAUAAAUGUCUCUGUAAGUACUAUGAGCUCAAGAUGGUAUUUGAUUGCAUAUAAGUAAAACACCUAUUUUGUAUAUUCGUAGCUUUGGGUAUAUUUUGGAGUAUCAUAGUUGGACAAAGAUAACGAAGACAACUCCUGAGAAUUUUGAGUAUUUAUUUAUUUAUUAUUUAACAACUUUAUUGGGUACGUCUACAAGCUCAAAAUGAAUGCAUAUACAAGGAAAGAGACAAAAAAUCGAUAGACAUACGCCAAAAGGGUCAGUGCGAACGGGACAUGGAGUCCCAUGCGGGGCACUACCCUUAAUAAAAACGAAAAAAAAAAAAAAAAAAAAAAAAAAUGUAAAAACGUACGGUGAAAAAGUGCUAGAUAACUAAAAAUCAAUGACAGGGACACGACCUAACAAUUGACCACGUGCACGUACUAUUAACAUCAAAAACUGAACGGACAAGAGAGUAAUUGAAGCGCGGCCCGUUUUCAUUGUGAGAGUAGUUUAAAGACUUUGUAGCGAAGGCAAUUAAAGGAAUAAUGUAAGUUAUUUUAUACCCGGACCCACCGAAAAGGCCAUCGAAGGUGUGUAAUUCAAACUGGUCUCUGUUUUAGAAUCGACAACAACAUAACACUCGUAUGUAACACAGAUGCUCACUUCGCAUAAAGAUGCGUGUGCCUUCAUUUAAAAGAAUUUGAGUUAAGGAUCGUUGUUAAUUAGUUGUCUCUCUUCUUCUUAGUUAAAGUUACUUUAAAAGUACGGCACUACUUGGUUCUGGUUGAAUUCAUUGAUAACUGCCCAAUGAACUACCUAGUCAAAUCAAUAAUUCUUUUCAUUGCAUUAAUAAUACUACUUAGGUGAAGAUAUUGAUACAUUGGGACUACCUAAGGUAGAGAUACUCUCCGAAUCCAAACAGCCAUUUACGGAAGAGACAGAUGUCAUGAAACGCGACGAGGAAAGGAUGUUCCAAGCGUCCAUAACUCGACAUGAGCACGAAUUAUUAAAAACCCCGUUGUCACUUGCUUGGUUUGUGAGAGAUGUGAAUGUCACGCCUUUUGCAAUUUCCAAAAAUCGGACGCUUGUAAACCGAGGUUCCCUGAUCUGGAAUGCCCCCGCUGGAUCGCUAUCAACGGGUUUGAAAUUGAUUGAAUUCGAAGUUUCUCACUUAAACUCAACUGCAGCAAGACGAGACUUAACUUUCAUCAAAGUGGAAGAGCCAUGUCUAAUUGCUGUGAUAAACGGCGGAUCCGAAACCCUGGUAUCUGCCAGAGGGCACAUUGACAUCAAUGGAGGCGAUUCCAUUGAUCCGGGAAUCGCUGGGGCUCGUUCUUCUGGUAUGAAAUUUAAGUGGGAAUGUUUCGAUGGCGGAUCGCUUGUGCCCAUUUAUAAUGAUACCCGAGCCAUAGUAGUUCCGUCAGAAUCGUCCAAGAGAACUGCAUCUAUCUGCCAGAGCCAUGAAUUGAAUGAGACAAGAGGAUUUAAAAUUCUCUUUAGGCCUAAAGCGGAACACAUAUACUACAUCCUGCUUGUUGUCGAAAAAGAUAGCCGCCAGGCUGAGUUUCUUCAGACUGUUUAUGCAGUAGAUGAAGAUAUGCUAAACGUCAAAAUCAGGUAGAAGUGUAAAUGGAAAAAACAAUUGUUUAUGUAUUAAUUCAUAAGUUUACUCGUUAAAUUAAUAUGACUAGACUCCCAGUUACCCCUGUCCCUAUUUUUCGGUUUUCACUUGAGACUUGCAGCCAUACAUGUUUCCUACUUCGCAAUUUACAUUUUUUUAAGUUGACCAAAACCUACUUAAUUUAAAGAGGUCUUUAAUUAUACUCGACCACGGAUUAACAAUUUUCUAUAAUUAUAGUCUAACUUUGCAACGAUACACAGUUGCAUAGUGUUAUUAAGAGUUCAUAGUAAACUAGUAUUCAGUGAGUUUCUUUUGUCUUUCUACAGAUGCGUCUCAAACUGCAAGAGGGAAGUUAUACCCAGCGAACGCUUUAGCUUGACAGCUAAGUGCUCUGGGUUAUGUAGACUGAAGAACACUAGCAUUACCUGGAAAUUGUUCACAAAGGGAUUCCAAAGCAAUGAAUCCACAACAGUGUGGCAUCUGAAAGACUCCUUAAAAGCGAUGAUAUCAACAAAGAUUAGCUCGAGAAAUAUCGUUUUUAGACAAGGAAGAUUACUUGAAGGUUCAUCUUACAGGCUUACAGUUAAUGUACAAUUACCGGACGGAAAGUAUGGCUGGGCGGCGUACCAGUUUAAAACGGUCUCCGCACCGAUAGGUGGGACCUGCAAUGGGACACAAGCAGGCGGAGAAACUUUAGGAAUUUUACUUAAUAUCCACUGCACUGGAUAUAAUGACAAAAACAAGCAUCUCACCUAUGAAUUUUUCCAUCAAGUCGAGGGCGGUAAUUUCCACUUGUUACUGUACAGUGCUAUACCAUUUGUCACUGUUCAGAUUCCUAAAUUUGAUAGCGGGGAGGUUGACAUAAAGGUUGUCAUAAUCAACUCGUUCGCAGCGAGAGCUGAAACUUCCUUCAGAAUCCAGGUGAGUACAAAUGAAGUAUCAUGAUCAAUUUACGUAUUAUGUUGAUAUCAAGUUCAAGCUCGUCACGAUCAUUAGGAGAGCAUAAUAUCCACUCUUAAGGGACUAGAUGAAGAAAAUUUGGAGUAGUUUUGCGUGUCAUUGACAAAAGCCUUUUCGAGAUUCAAACCUCGAGAAAGUCUUUUGUCAGAAAGGGAGAAACAUCAAUUGAAAAUAAAGAUUUUAAUGAGGGUAGACGAUGUUAUGUAUGGCAAGCAGUAAAACGGACUGCAAAUGACGAGCUUCACGUCCAAGUUUAUUUUUGUAAGAUGGGAAAACUUAAACUUGGCUCCUUAGAAAAUAGCAAACGAGUAAUGAAAAACUCAAAACUAGCAUAGAACCACUUGCCAUUAAGUUUUGUCUGUGGUCGCCAUAACGUGUUCGACCCUUGACCCGAAUUAUUUUCUUUUAAUUUUAGUUUGUUACUAACAUUUUGUUACUCAACAGGUUACAAACCCAUCAUGGACUAAUUUUCCUGUGGGUGCACCUCUCUUCUUUCGUCGUGCUGAAGCUUCCUUCACAAGAUAUUUGAAGGAAGGAUCCUUGAACGACGCCUGGCAGAUUGCACAGGUCCUUAUGCAGGCUGUUAUUACAAAUGAAGAUGCACAUUGGAUAACAAAGAGUUACGAGAAAAAUGUAAGAUGUAAUUCUCAUUUUAACCUUACCAGACCACCAUUACUUUUCUCUCCGACUCACCACAGCUUUCUACAACAAAAUUAUAUCGUGGCCGUUAUUGUUAUUAUCCUAGACAAGUACAAUUAGUAAUUCAUGAAUUAACUUGUAUUUGACCUUCAGAUGAGAAUUCAAGUAAAAUAAUGAUCCUCGGUUGUGGGCUGAAAUUUCGGAGAUUCCAGAAUAAAAGCAAAACGAAAAACCUAAAAAUGUGUUUCUUUUCUGCAAGUUCUUAAAUUGCAGCCGACCAAUGAAGUGGUGUUUUCCUUGAUUGAAACGUAUGAUCGAAACAAAACUAAACCACAGCAUGAACGUUGCGAAGUCAUUCAGAUGCUUUACUUCAAGCUAUCUUUUAAAGGGAUUAACAGCAUAUUCUUUUUACUCUGUUCUUUUUGUAGAUUAGCGACCAUAUCUUUCAAAAAUUAUCGAAUUCCAAUGCAUCAGAUGUGCAGACCGUUCUUCAGCUGUCGUCAGUCUUAAACCUAACAACUUCAAAUCCAAAACAUUUAUCUUCAGCAACCAUGGUAAAUAUCGUUGACCUUCACGAUUUUCUUCCUCUUUUCGUCAACUGGAAAAUAAUUUAUCAGUUUCUAUCGUGUAACUUUCCCGUUUUCUACCCCACCAAAGUGUCUCGAAAAAAAUUUUCGAGUAAGCCAUUCAUUCAAAGGCUCCAACCAUGUGAGCCACUUGAAUUCCGCAUAGACUCAACAAUAAUGGUUUGCUACGAAUCUCCUUCCUCCUUACACCAUGAGUCAGACUAAAGGAAAACUAAGACUUAAAAUACAACAAUGCACAUGGAAACGCAUUCUUCGCGCGCUAAGCCUGCCAUAUGUGAAAAAAGAAAUAAACACUUCCGUUUCUUUCUUAUAGUAAAAGGUGUAGUGGAGCCUCAAUGUAGAGAACAUUUCAAAAAAGAAAGUGUUGAUCACUUACCGAAGUAUCAUUCCGAGACCUAUCAUUCAUGUACGCAGUGAUUUUUCUUGCUUUUUCCAUUAUAGCACAUUGGAUUGGAAAUACUUGAGAAAUGGGUGCAGUUAAUAGACAUCAGAUUUCGCGGUGGUAAUGGGAAAGACCGUGCUCUCAACAGAGAUGCAUGGCACCUUGUACUACAUUGCUCUGGGAAUAUUCUGCACGCCAUCACACGAAGAGUUUCUUCCUCUACAGAUGAACGAGGAAAGGUAGACUGACAGACUUAAAUAACUGUGUUGCAUCAUGCACUUGGACAGGCCACAGAAUAUCUUGCUUUCGCAAUAUAUCUUGGAAGCUUAUUUAGUUCAUGCUAGAAAGCGUCAUCCUUCUGAUUUUAUCACAUUGCCUUGGUCUUUUUUAAAGGAGGAUCAAAAAUUUGAUAAAUAGUUUUGAAUAGGGAAUACCAAGCUAAGAUUCGCAAAAUAGCCUCGACUCUUAAGAUAGUCUCCUCUAGAGCUUUAUUUGGAACUCGCUUGUUUUCGAAGACCUAGAGACAACCUUCCAAUAUCUAAACUCACCUCACGAAUUCUCUUGCUCACAUUUAUUCUAAUCCCUAACCACCAAAGCAGCAAAGGAACAGAGUGGGUACAUACAUAGGUAACAGUUUUUCAGGAGACCUCAUACAACGAGCCUGAAAACAAUAAAAGCCUACAAGAAAAAUUUGUCUCCUUGCUCAAUGUGCCUGUGCCUUUCACCUUCAUCAAAGGAAAAUGUGCUUUUGACAUGUAGCUUGUAGGCGAGAAAUAUUCUUACGAGCAGCAGGUUAUACUCGGCUGUCCAUUUGUCAGAGCGAAUGACGAAGGGCCAAUCCUUGUAAUGUCAGCUUUAAAAAUCCUUCUUGAGACCAAUUUACAUCAUCAACUCAGCUGAUAAACAAAAUUAUCUUGUUAUACACCCCAUCCGACGCAGCACCAUAGUUUCUUUAGAAACUUAACCCUUUCAUUCGUUUGUCUAUUCGUCAUUCGUUAUCGGGGCUUGCUUGAAAGGUGUGUUCAGGUGCGUCUGCCUACAGCCCUGCAAAAUUUGUAGAGCAGUUGAAGGAGAUAUGGCAGGUGAUCCGCUUAGCGUUUCUAGCAAAGGACCAGUAGCCAAAUUCAAACUGACCUUUGUUUUCGAGGACUAUUAAAACUUUGAAAUUGGUUUAAUUAAAGAGUAUACAUUUUCACUACUUCAUUUAACGAGAAAUUUACUUUAAUAUUUCAUAAAUAUUCUUACUUACCUUUUCAGUUGGAAAGGAUGCAAAGAAGAGCACUAGAUCUGCAGGAGUCAAUGAUGAACUCUAUAAUGUCGUCGAGGCUCACUGGAGAAGAAUACAGCGUCAUGAAAACUAAACAUAACACUGUGAUUUUGGGAAAGCUUGAUAUUCACGAGAUGAGUGAUCUUCGAGUGGAAGAUGACAAGGCAAGCUUUUCUCUUCCGGUGAUGGACGAAGGCAUGACAAAGAAAUUGUUUGGAAAUGCUGAGGAUGUGCAAUUUCAGGUACUGCGUAAAUCAAAAAAUGAAAUAUAAAAACAGUAAUGAAAAUAGUAACGAUGAAGAUGGUAUCUGAGACAGUGACCAUGACUGUGAUAAUGAUGAUGAUGACAACAAUGGUGAUUAUGAUUAUGAUGAUGAUAAAACGCAGGUUGUUUUUAAUGCAAUGACAACAUAGGAGAUUACAAUGUAUAACAAGUUCUCACUGAGUAAGGUUUCAAACUGAUGGUCAUCCAAAAUUAAAAUAGUUAGAACACUUGGCUUUUACAAGAUCUUUUGAUGCGUCUUUUAGAAUAAAUUCCAGUAAAUUUAUGAUUACUUGAUGCAUUCGUCCUUUUGACUUACUUUCAAGAUGAUUAGCUACGCAGUAAACCCAUACUCCCUCCAUCAGCCAGUCGAUGAAAUCAACUCGGAGGUGCUCAGUCUGACACUCAAAGAUGACAACGGAAACGUAAUGAACAUCUCAGACCUAGGCUCAGAGAUCUCCUUGAAAAUUCCAAUAAGUGAGAAAGGAGAAAACGAGACACCAUCAGUCGAUGAGUACUCAGUCCCAGACUUCAUGUUGUAUCGAGAUUUUACAGAAAGUUAUGGAAACAGUAAAAUCAAACUUUCCUUAGACUUACAGAGGUCUGCUCCUUUUGAACUUUAUGUAAAGUAUGGCGCUAAACCAACGAAAGAGGACUAUGAUUUUGCCACUACUCUAGACAAAGAGAAUUGCCAGGAUAAAACUAGCAUCUGUGCCAAUAUAAGCCAUCACGUUUGGUUUGAUGCCGAGCGCAAAGGGAAAUAUUACAUUGGGCUGCUUCAUAAGGGAAUAUCGACGAGAAAGAGAAGGUCGACACUAACGGUAGAUCCUCCUGAAAAAGGUUUACAACUGGGUCAAAUACUAAAGAAAAGGAUGCCAAGAUCCAAUUCUCAAUCGACGCACUCUGUUGAAGAAUUGUGUGUAAAGUUCAAGGAUCCCCCAAUAGAUGAAACAACCGGUAAAGGGACGAUGGACUCUCCUCCAUACGACCCACAAAAGUCUGUGAACUUUACAGUGGUCUUGGAUUCAGUUGGAUGUCGGUACUGGUCCGAGAGUAACCAACAGUGGUUGAAUGAUGGAUGCAAAGUAAGUACCUGAUAUGAGAGUCUUCGAAAAGAUACCGAGAGAAAAUAAAAAUUUCUCGCUCGAGGGGAAAAAAGGAUGGCUCAAGAAUUAAAUUCUUAGAAGGCGCGUUAAUGCAACUGAACCCAUGGAAGAAAUAACGGAAAAACGGGGUUUCGAUUGGGAUGGACUCGGCUGUUUUAAUUGCCGGUUUUUUUCUCCUUAUCAAGGUUUUAAUAUGAAAAUGAUUGUGAAAUUUUUUUUCUCACAAGAAAAGCUCUGCACUUAGCUUAGCUUAAUUUUCAAGGUAAGGGUUUUUAGAACUUGCAAAUACUCAGUUGUACUUGAAUGUUCCUCAUGAAUGCAAAGCUAAUGAUGGUGCUGAUAAACAGUCAUAUUCGCAUAACGAUUACCUUACCAUACAGAUGCUUUUGACCUAAAAUAUUCAAGAGGCUAAUUACCCCAUAAUUUUUUUUAAGGCUGGUAUUAAUUCCACUGCCACCACCCUGCAGUGUCUUUGUAAUCACCUGACAUCAUUUGGAGGGUAUUUUGUAGUAACACCAAACAAGAUAGACUUUGACAAAGUGGUGCUAUUUAGCAGCGAUGACCCAAAAGAUUACGUCGUCAUUAUGACAGUAUCAAUGGUGUUUCUUGUGUACUUCAUUGUGUUAGUCUUCGCCCGGCGGGCGGAUAAAAGGGAUCUUGAAAAGGUUUGUCACUGAAAAGUUAUCCAAGAAUUUGCAUGUAUACCUUUUUAAAGAAAACAUUUUCCAGGCGCUAUAAUCUUGAGGAAAUUAUCUUUAUUUUCCAACCAUUCCAUUGGUUUGAAAAUAUUUUCUGCUUUAUUAAAUCAGAUGCUUAGUGGCUAAGUUAUGUCUGAGCAAAUAGUGCCCAAGUUAAAAGAAGCUUUCACUAAGGUGAUUCGUUCCUUGGUUAAGGAGGAAGGGGAUUUGAGGUGAGCCUAUACCAUAGAAGGAAGAAUUCUUCAAGUUAAGAGACGAACUGCGCUGCAGAAAAAAUUGAAUUAGCCCGCGUACUCCAAGGUUUUGCGGUCGACGUUUACUGCAUACCAAAAUUCCAAAGCAUACUAGGGUAGUAAUGAGAACAAGUGCCACUAUAUAGAUACUCACUAAGGCUUUUCCUAAUAGACUAUCUUAAACUAAAAUAAAACUCAUUUAUGGACUGAGACAUUGCUUUUAUUCGCGCAAACUGUCAUGGCCUCUGUUGUUCCUCUUCAGGUGGGUCCUCUUGUGCAUAUACAAUCGCCAGGAGGAUUCUAUCGAUACAAGGUCUCUAUCACUACAGGGACUUGGCGAAACUCAGGCACCUCUGCCAACGUUUCCAUAAAGAUGAUGGGGACUGAGUCCUCCAGUAGUGUCAUCGGGUUAUCUUGCAACUAUGAGGAGAGUAGAAAACCCUUUGAAAGAGGAAAUACUGACAACUUCCUUAUUGCUAUUAAUCGGCCAAUUGGCACGCUGAUUAAAGUUACUAUUGGCCAUGACAGUUUUGGUGAGGACCCAUCGUGGUUCCUGAACAACAUCUUCAUAACAGAUCUUCAAUUGAACUGCACAUGGACAUUUCCUUGUUUUCGUUGGUUGGGCUUAGAACUAGAGGAUGGGAAAACGACCUUAGAACUUUAUGCCGCGACUGCAAACAGGUACUAUGACUUUACAACUCAGUUCAAUAACGCCAAGAAUUACAUGUUCGCCAACGAACACAUGUGGUUCUCGAUAGUAACUAAAGAUCCAAAGGACGUGUUUACCCGAGUAGAACGAGUAACUUGCUGCUGUUUCUUUCUGCUUUGGGGAAUGAUCGUAUCUGCCCUGUUUUACCAAGGAACUAUUGACGAAACGAGACCUAUUCAAAUUGGACCUUUUAAAAUUACUAUCCGGGAACUAUCAGUUUCUGUGAUCACAGCAGUGAUCGCUUUCGUACCCAGUUACCUCGUCGUAUUUCUCUUUCGGAAGAGUAGACGCUCAAGAGUAGCAGUUGAUGGAGACUAUUAUCGUGACCGCGAUCAUGAUACCAGCGAAUCAUUCCAACUCCCUCACCUUUGCAUCUACAUUGCCUGGUUAAUCUGUGUUGCUGGCUCAGUGCUGUCUUCCGUCUUUAUGAUUUUCUACUCUCUGGUAUGGAAGGGAGAUAAGUCAUCGCGGUGGUUGGCAUCUGUAUUUCUGACCUCUACCGAGGACAUAUUUAUUUCCCAGCCCUUGAAAAUCGUAGUCAUUUCUGUAAUUCUGGCCUUAUUGUUUCCGCGGAAAAGAAUCCAGACUCACGACCUCGCAAGCAGCACUGGAAGCUUUCAAUCUGACGGCAAUUCUAAACUCUUCAGCAUUACUAAGAAAGAGAUCGAGGAGCAAAGGAAAUUCAGAAUUACUGAAAUGAAAACGAAUUUAUUUGCGAGGAACAUAGUGUUUUCGAUUGUCUUCCACGUUCUUCUAUUGAUAGUGUGUUACGGAAACAGAAGUGGUGAGCGAUUUCACCUCGCUGAAGCUACACGCAAUGCUUUUACAAACUUGAGUCAGGUACGAGACGACAGGUCCCUGAAAAUAAAAAGGCCUUGAGUCUUUCAGAUAUGCAAUAGCUAUCUUAACAUCCUAAUUAACAGCUAAUAUUCGCGGGGUGCAAGAUAUUCAACAGUUGUUUAUCAUUAAUCUUAAGAUGUAAAAGUUUUGGCUCCUGCAAUUAAAGACAAAGAAUUGCAGAAACGUCAGUCAGAGAAAGAAAAAUGUGAAGCAUUGCGAUCGUUUUGGAAAAUCAGCAAUGUAGGUUUGGUAAGAGACCGUUACAAUUUGAAAGUCAAAGGCGAAAAAAAUAACAUAAAAAGGCUCGUUAAUGUGCAAAAACCAAAGGAACUCAUCGAUAUUCCCUGCAUCAAACCAUCUGCUGAUCACACAACCAACCUAAUAUCUUUUACAGGUCAAAAAUACGUCAGGGCUUUGGAAGUGGCUUGACGACGUUGUUAUCCCAGUGGUCUAUGCUGGUGAAUGGUACAAUGGUCAAAAAGAGCCAAUGACUGUCUAUACCGGUAACAAGCUCUCCAUCUUACUAGGCAUGCCGCGCCUACGACAAUUGAGGAUUAAAAAAGGUAUGCAAAGCGACGAAGUUGCUUUUAGAAAUGUGUUUCAUUCGAUCCUCUUAUUCCAUAGCUUCCUUCUUUAGCACCCAAAUUCAUAUCGUAGCUCGCAAGUAUACUCGAAUCAUGAACUCUUUAUCAUACGAAUUGAGUGCAGAAAUGGAUAUGAAGUCGCUCAACUGUAAGAGCUAAUAGCUCAGACCAAAUACACUUUGCACACAAAACUCGACUUCUUAGUCAAACUUAAAUCGACGUCUUAAAGCCUAACUCAUUUUAUUUUUUUGCAUUUUUCUGUUUUUUUCGCAUUUUUGUAUGUUGCUUAAUGGCAGCGAUUGUAAUAAAACUAAACUUCACGGGAUUUGACUCCUCCUGAUUUCCUCUCCUCUUUCUGGGAUAAUCUACUGCCUCGUGAACUCAAACGACUUAAAUUGCUCCCCCAUUUGUGAUCGUUGCCCCCCCCCCCCCCUUCCUACCUACCGGAGAUUCAGAGAUCUGUUCGUUAGAACAAACAAAUUUCCUGACAAAACAACACAAAAAAAGAAAAUGGACCCGACUCUAAGGAGAAACCCGGUUUCCCUCUGUGCUAUUCCUCAGGUUCGUGUUCAGUACCUAGCGUUUUGGGGAAUUGGGUAUCCUCUUGUUACGACUUCUAUUCAAAAGAAAAGGAGGACAAGGAAGGUUGGGAUCUGAUGUCAAAUAACAGUUCUAUCCCUUGGAAGAGUGUUGCGUGUCCGGAAAACUGGAAAUACAUGUCUGAAGAUGAUGUAGGUGACUAUUCAAGUCAUGGUGUACACUCUGUCUAUGGUAGUGGUGGUUAUGUAGCUAAUCUGGGAUACCUUGAUUACACGGCUCGUCGAAUUCUGCGGGACCUUGCAAAGAAUGAAUGGAUUGAUCGUCAAACUAGAGUUGUCUUGAUUGAGGUUACCAUGUUCAACGUAGCCACAAACCAGCUUCUAGAUGUUGUGUUAUAUUUUGAGAUGAUUCCAUCGGGCUAUCUAGGAUCAUUUUUGAGGAUCGAGGUGAUUCGAAUGGCUAUGUCAGAUUCAUAUUCCACCACAAUGUACUUGAUCAUAAGGUUGCUAUUCGCCUUCUUUCUUGGCUACUACUCAGUGACUGAAUGCAUCAGAGCCUAUCGGUUGAAAUGUGCAUACCUGAAAUCUCCUUGGAGCUGGCUUGAAAUGCUGCAAAUUCUCAGUGCAGUGAGCGCCGUUUUCAUCUCUAUCGAAAAAGAGAAGCAUAUAACACAAGCUCUUGAGAAGUUGAGUAAAAAUCCAUUCGCCAUCGUAAGCUUCCACGACGCGUUAUUCUGGUUCCAGAUCGAAAACCACGUGAUCUGCAUGGCAGUAACCAUAGCGACGUUACGUUUUCUAAGAUUACUCAAAUUCAACAGACAAAUCAUAAUACUUUUUCUUUCUGUAAAAAAAUCCGUUAAACCAAUCUUGAGCUAUGCAGUAGUGUUCUGCAUUGUCUUCACUGCAUUCGCGCAUGCCGGGUCGCUCCUCUUUGGUAAAAGCAUCUACAUGUUUUCUUCUUUCAAACGAGUAAUUGUGCAACAACUUCUCAUGGCUCUCGGGGCCUCCGCUCCGCGUAGAGAACUCGUAGAUGUACAUUCAGACUUUGCCAGACUUUACAUAGAAAGUUUUCUUUUCUUUACGGUGGUGCUGCUCAUCAACUUUUUCGUUGCAAUCUUAAACGACGUUCAUUCUGAGUCAACCAGCGCUAACAAGGGCAAUGAGGAUAUGGAGGUAGCGAGUUGUUUGUUAUCAAAGUUUUUAAAAAUGUUUGGCAUAACAAAAGGGCAGCAGGAGGUUUCUCCUAAAACGAAAGUAGGAGAAGACGUCAGAGAGAAAAAGCAAACGAGACAAAUGUCGAUUUCUGAUACAAACUCCUCUCCGAGCCAGAAGGAGAAGACUGAAGCUUCAAAAGAAAGAAACGCGAGUUUGACCGAUUUUGAUACGAGCACACAAGCUAAAACUUUGAAACAACGACAACCCGCGCUUCCAACAGCUAAUGCAUCUCCAGUUUCAAAGGUUUCUUCACAGGAAAACAAAGAGAAGAAAGAGGAAUUCGUUUGUUCGCCUUUGACAUAUAGGAAAGAACCCAUAUCAACAAACCUGGAGUCGCUCAUUCCCACAUCAUCAGGUAAUUUAUCAGAUAACGACGAUGAGUUACAUUUCUCGGUCAGACGCACAGUACACUUUGCCGACAAUGUUCAGAUCAGGAAAGUGAGUGCUUCGUCGAACGAUUUCAUCGCUUCUUCAAUCUACUCUCGUAGUCUUUCAAAUAAACAAGAGCGGGAGAAAGGGAGCACAAGCAAAGCAACUGUAAAUUCAACCAAGAGAGUGCUAAUUAACACAACAGACGAAAUCCACGGUACUCUAACACAUUCUUGCGACAUAUCGCAGGAAGUAUACGAAAAACCUAAGGAUAAAAUCAUCAAUUUCGAUGAUGUUAGUAAAUGGCUCAAAAGGAUCGACCCAUCAUCCAACACCUCAAGGAACAUUUCUGAGUUCCAGAGCAAAAUGUCAAGUAAUCCCAAACACGUUGCAGGUACCGUCGAUUUUGACAUAUUGAGUAAGAUAUUGAAGUUAAAAGAAAAAGCAAAAAAGCUGAGAGGAACUGCGGGCGAAAGGAUUACAAAAGAACUGAUACGCCAAGCCAAACGGCUUGACCAGCUCCUCUAUUUGCUGGAUCAGUCUGAAGGGAUCUAG